Molecule: messenger RNA, 1965 nt
Organism: Giardia duodenalis
Lineage: Eukaryota; Fornicata; Diplomonadida; Hexamitidae
Product: Pyruvate kinase
Exons: 1
Coding region: 1-1965 (654 amino acids)
Biological process (GO): glycolytic process
Cellular component (GO): cytoplasm
Molecular function (GO): pyruvate kinase activity; potassium ion binding; magnesium ion binding
Source: RefSeq, a predicted model, not a curated record
AUGUUCUCUGACGCCGUGCAGCGUAGACAAGCCAGCGGAAUCGUUGCGAAUCUGGUCGCUGACGACCUUAUACGCUCACCAAUGACACCCAAACCAGGAGACUCGCGCUACCGCCGUGCCAAGGUUAUUGCAUCCCUUGGGCCCAGCUGCAAUACAGAGGGAUCCAUUGCUCAGAUGAUCCGUCACGGAGCAGAUGCGUUCCGCAUCGUUAUGGCCAAGGCAAGCAACGAGGAGAACAUCAGGCUUUACAAUUUGGUCCGCAAGUGUGCAGCAGACCAGAAAAAGCACAUCAGCAUUAUCGCCUCGCUUCAGGGACCGAAGUUCCGUGUCACGCGGUUCAGGAAUACGACGAAUUCCAUCACCCUUCAAGAGGGCUCCGAGCUCAAUAUCAUGUUCAACAAGGCAAUGGAAUGCGACGCACCCAAUACAGUUUUUGUUAACGAGUCAGAAAUAUUCACGGUCAUCGAGGUCGGUGACGAGGUAGUUUUCAAGAAUGGACCGCUUAUUGCAAAGGUUACAAGUGUUAGUCCGGACAAGACAAACGUCAAAGCUGUGGUGACCACUCGUGGCUCUACAAAACUCUACGGUGGAAGCUCUCUGCGCAUUCCAUCUAAGCUGUCGUCCAUAGCACCCCUCACAUCCUUGGAAUAUGAGCAUUUACAUCUCCUCGCCGAAAAGAUGCCGGUUGACUGGAUCUGUUACUCCCAUAUCAACACAGAGUCAGACAUUAAGCACAUAGAGAAUUACACCGACUUCUUAAGCAAAAAGUACCCUGACUUCAGACCGAUGCUAAUGACGAAGGUGGAGACCCCUCUGGCGGUGCUCAACCUUAAGCAGAUAGUAACUCACGUUGAUGGGAUCAUGAUAGCGCGCGGGGCACUCGGAGAUGAGAUGGACUUCAGCUACCUUCCGUCCAUUCAGAAGUCCAUCAUUCAGAUUGCUCGUGACUCCGGUAAGAUGUGCUAUAUAGCAACGAAUGUGUGUGAGUCCAUGUCUGAAAAUGUGAUACCGACACGUGCCGAGGUCUCCGACGUUACUAACUGUCUCGGAGAUGGGUGUGAUGGGUUUGUUCUUUGUGCUGAGACGUCCACGGGGCACCACUCGGUUGCCACUGUUAAGUACCUCGUGGAAAUCAUUGUUGCAGUCGAGAAUGAUCCUCUUGACGUCUCUUACAGAUCGAAGGUUCUGUUUAGUGGCACAACGCGCAAGCAACCGCUCAAGACGGAUUCACAGCACCGACUUCCUGACAGUAUCAGUGUCUCUGCUAUCAGCCUUGCCUCCAUUCUUGAUGCAAAGUGCAUUUGCAUCUUCUCCAUCCAUGGGGGCGGGCUGAUUCGCUUGAUGAGGCAGCGGCCCACAGUACCGGUUGUAGUUAUGACCGCUGCAGAGUCCACUGCGAGGUGGAUGAAUUUGCUCUGGGGCGUCACAGUCAACGUGUGUCACAGGUUCACUGACAUUGAGGAUGCGACAAAGGUAUGCGAUGAGUACGUUAUCAAGAACGGCAUUGCAGCCUCUGGAGACGACAUCGUCGUCAUCUUCGGGUCGUUCCUAGUUAGCUCGACAGAGCAUCCUGUCAAUACCAUAGGAACUGUCAGACGAGGGUCAAACCACGUCAUGGCACACGUUGUUAAGGGGGUAGACGGGCUAAAAAAGGCUGUGCCCACACCUGCACCAAUCAUUGCACCACCGAUUCCCACUGGCCCAGUCGAGUCGGCAACAUCACCCAAGGCUGACAGACAGGAUCGCUCCUCACGCUCGCGUGAGGCGUCUCAACCGCAGGUCAGGUCCUCUCCACCCUCUCAAACGGUUGCGUCUCCACAUGCACGCCAGGUGGGUGGGUCAGAACAACCCAAGUCGGGAGGACCGUCUGCUCAUUUACCGUCUGGGACGUCUCCAGGGGCUAUCCUAAGAACUAAUCGCAUCGCUGUGCCUCCUGGAUCCAGCUCUCCUGCCGUGACCAACUGA